Messenger RNA from Vitis riparia (riverbank grape), 904 nucleotides. RefSeq names its product 50S ribosomal protein L33-like. Bases 434 to 613 code for a protein of 59 amino acids. The transcript is spliced from 2 exons. Gene Ontology annotation, cellular component: ribosome; large ribosomal subunit. Gene Ontology annotation, molecular function: structural constituent of ribosome. NCBI's taxonomy places the organism in Eukaryota, Viridiplantae, Streptophyta, Magnoliopsida, Vitales, Vitaceae. Gene Ontology annotation, biological process: translation. The record is from RefSeq and is a predicted model, not a curated record.
ACAGCUUAGACUGAAAUUUUUGUUAGAUUGACGGUCUUUGCUGUUCGGUAAUGUUUUCUUCUAUAAAAAUAGAUUCAGUUUAGACGCAGAGAAAAUAUGAGAAAAUAAUUCAUUUUUGAAUUGUCAGGUUUUCACCACCGGGGAUUAGGAAAUACAGAAAAAUGCCACUUUGCUUAAAACACUCAUUGACUUUUUGGCUUAGUUGACCUGGGUUUAUUUUCUUUUCUUUUAUUUAUUUGGAAGGAAAAGAUAAGAGAAGGCAGAAGAAUGAAAAUGGAUUUUUUUAUUUUUUUGCUCUAUUUUCUUGGAAAUCAAACAUAGGGUUUCUCUUUGAAUGCUUUUAAUUCAUCAAUGCUGUUAGCCUGUUGCUGAAAAUUUUGAAUAAUAGGGUUUGACUACAGCUCAAGCUAGAAUUUUGGGAACAUUAUCGGGGAUGGGUGACAAGAAGAAGAAGGCUGCUUCAAUAUUCAUCAGGCUUGUCUCAUCUGCUGGCACUGGAUUCUUCUAUGUGAAGAAGAAGAAUCCUCGGAAAAUGGUAGAGAAGCUUGAGUUCCGGAAAUACGACCCUCGGGUAAAUCGUCAUGUUCUGUUCACAGAGGCAAAGAUGAAGUGAAGGAGAAUCCUCUUCGUGGUAUCUCUCUCUGUUCUGAGUCAGAUUCACAGAUCAGUGUACUACUUUUUGAAGACAAUUUUCAUAUCAAUUACAGCAAUAAUUAUCACUGAUGUUUUUUGGUUUCGCAUAUAUUUUUUUAUGGGUAUUUUUUUAUUUAGCAUAUUGAUUAUCAACUCUUUCUUUUGUGUGGAUGACUUGAUCUCUUGAUAGCCAUCUUUCAUUGUGGGUUAUGCUGUUUCUAAGACAUGGCUCACAGUUUGAAAUAGUGAGGAUCUUCAUGGGUUAAUUGCA